AUGUCGUACAUGUUAGCUCACCUCCAGAACGGCUGGCAAGUCGACCAGGCCAUCCUUUCGGAGGAAGACAAAGUUGUGGUGAUUCGUUUCGGUCACGAUUGGGAUCCUACUUGCAUGAAAAUGGAUGAGGUGCUCUACGGCAUUGCCGAGAAAGUUAAGAACUUCGCCGUUAUAUAUCUUGUGGAUACUACGCAAGUGCCGGACUUCAACAAGAUGUACGAGUUGUAUGAUCCAUGCACAGUGAUGUUCUUUUUCAGGAAUAAGCAUAUAAUGAUAGAUUUGGGGACAGGAAACAACAAUAAAAUUAACUGGGCGUUUGAGGACAAGCAGGAGAUGAUUGACAUUGUGGAAACGGUGUAUAGGGGGGCGAGGAAGGGCCGCGGUUUGGUCGUAAGCCCGAAGGAUUAUUCAACAAAAUAUAGGUAUUAA
Messenger RNA from Aethina tumida (small hive beetle), 429 nucleotides. Its product is annotated as thioredoxin-like protein 4A. Lineage: Eukaryota; Metazoa; Arthropoda; Insecta; Coleoptera; Nitidulidae. The record is from RefSeq and is a predicted model, not a curated record. Bases 1 to 429 code for a protein of 142 amino acids. The transcript has a single exon. Gene Ontology annotation, biological process: mRNA splicing, via spliceosome. Gene Ontology annotation, cellular component: U4/U6 x U5 tri-snRNP complex; spliceosomal complex; U5 snRNP.